UUUUUCAAAGCAACAAGAAAUGUCUUGGGACGACGAGGACGAAGAUCAGGGCUACAAGGCGGUCGGCAAGGCUGCGGCGCCUGCUGGGCAGUGGGACGACGAGGACGCCGACGACAAGGUCAGCGAGGCAUGGGACGCCGAGGAGGACGACGACAAGGACAAGGGUGGUGCUGCUGCUGCGACUGGCGCUGGUGCUGCUGCUGCUCCGGCCAAGAAGAAGAAGCGGUCCAUCCACCAGGCCGCCGCCGAGCGCGAGGCAAAGGAGGCCGAGGAGCGCAAGAAGAUGGCAGAGAAGGCCGCCGCUGCCGCCGAGGCUGCUGCCGCUGCAGAGCGCGCACUCACGCCCGCACAGCGACAGCGUCUGGUCGAGCAGUCAGACCUCGACGUCGCAAAGGACUUGUUCGGCGGCGACGACGAGCCGCGCAAGGCCGCCAAGUCCAACAACAAUGCUGGCGGCAUUCUCGACGCGAUGGUCCCGGACACGGCUGCCGAGUUUGAAGAGUACGGCAAGGCCCUCCGCAAGAAGUUUACCUCGUUCGAAAAAUCGUUCGAGUUUGCCAACUUUUUCCACGCGUUUGUGCGCGAUGCGGCUGCGGGUCUGCCGAGCGACGAGUUGCGAAAACUCACGGCCACGCUCAACGUAUUAACCAACGAGAAGCAAAAGGACGAGAAGGGCCCCGCCAAGAAGGGCAAGCCAAAGAAGGGCCCCGUCAAGAAGAUUGGUCUGGACGAAGACUUUGUUGAAAACCCUUACGACGAUGCUGCGGAUUUCAUGUGAUCAUUUUUUUUUCUAUGUCGAGUUAAGCAGUUGUCAAGAUGACCA
This is a messenger RNA of Capsaspora owczarzaki ATCC 30864, 823 nucleotides long. RefSeq lists its product as hypothetical. The record is from RefSeq and is a predicted model, not a curated record. The coding region runs from base 20 to 778 and encodes 252 amino acids. The transcript has 3 exons. Gene Ontology annotation, molecular function: translation initiation factor activity. Gene Ontology annotation, cellular component: eukaryotic translation initiation factor 3 complex; cytoplasm. NCBI's taxonomy places the organism in Eukaryota, Filasterea, Ministeriida, Capsasporidae.